CCGGUGCCUCUCAGAUCUUGCAAUAAUCUGUUGAAAUAGCACCUUUCUGUUCCUAUCAACAAGAAAAAAGGAGCUUUUACUGUUGAAAUCUCGGGAAGUCCGCUAAUUUAAUCUUCCUGUAUCAAUCCCAACUAUCCACCCUCUAUUCUAUACCCCCCUCCCUCACAAGAUGACCCAAAACAAGGCUGCCUGGAUUCCAGAUCCUACUGCGCAUCCAUUCCGCAUCCAAGAUGCCCCAUAUCCCAUCCCAGGACCCGGAGAAAUCGUGAUUAAGAAUGCUGCUGUUUCUAUUAAUCCCGCUGACUGGAAAAUCCAGACAUACGGUGCUCCCUGGCUAGGAAAGUGGCCCUUCAUUCUGGGCACCGAUGUCGCCGGAGUGGUGGUCAAUGUCGGCCCGGGUGUGACCCGCUUCACCAACGGCCAGCGAGUCGUCGCGUAUUGCCACUGUCUCGGGACAGGGAAUCCUGCCAAUUCCGGAUUCCAGUUAUACACCUUGGUGAAGGACACCACGGUAGCAGGAAUCCCCGACUCGAUUACCUUUGAACAAGCCGCGGUGCUACCGCAGGCUAUUUCGACUGCUGCGGCAGGCCUAUUCCUCAAAGAAAGCCUCGAUCUUCCCAUACCCUCUGCUAGUGCUGGGGUGGUGAAGCCGACAGGAAAAAAGUCGAUUCUUAUCUGGGGUGGUGCGUCCUCGGUGGGCGCAACAGCUAUUCAGUUCGCAGAUGCAGUAGGUCUAACAGUCAUCACGACUGCAUCGGCGCAUAACCAUGAGUUGGUCAAGUCUCUAGGCGCAAGUGCGGUUUUUGAUUAUAAGUCGUCUACUGUUGUUGAGGAUCUGGCUAGUGCGCUCACCGAUACGGACCUGGUUGGCGUCUUUGAUGCGAUUUCUGAACCUUCGAGUUUUGAAUUGGUGCGUGCUAUUCUGGAUCAGUUGAAUGUGGAUGUUAGGACUAUUUGUGUUUCGCCAUAUGAUAAACCUACGGAACGAUUUGCUCCGAUAUUUAUCAGUUCCAAUUUCCUAACCUGUGACUCCAACAAAUAUGUCGCCGACGGUAUUUGGAGAGACUUUGUCUCAGAAGCCCUGGAGAAUAAACGCCUUAAACCAAAGCCAGACCCUGAGGUUGUUGGGAAAGCACUGGAAGAUAUCCAGGAUGGUGUGGAUGUUCUAAAGAAAGGCGUCUCGGCUAAAAAGCUUGUUGUCACUCUGUGAUAAUCAAGGUGCCAAUCCAUACAUAGUCGUUCAAGGUUAUCCUGCGCUGCCUAAAUUCGGUACUGGCACGUUCGGAAUUCCCGUCGGUAAUAUGGUGAAAUGAUACUUCGUCCUGAUUAUUCCCC
Messenger RNA from Aspergillus sclerotioniger CBS 115572, 1335 nucleotides. Its product is annotated as zinc-binding alcohol dehydrogenase family protein. Bases 170 to 1210 code for a protein of 346 amino acids. Gene Ontology annotation, molecular function: oxidoreductase activity, acting on NAD(P)H. NCBI's taxonomy places the organism in Eukaryota, Fungi, Ascomycota, Eurotiomycetes, Eurotiales, Aspergillaceae. The record is from RefSeq and is a predicted model, not a curated record. The transcript has 5 exons.